AUGUGGAAAUUAUGCUCGAAAGGUUUUGACAAGGGCAACUAUCAAAGGAAACCAUCGCCUUCGGUUUGGUGUCCAUUGAGGUUUACUCUCGACGAGCUCUACAACGGAGUGGAAAAGAGAAUCAAGUUUACCGGAGAACACAUGAAACUCCUCCCUGAUCCUUGCGCGAUAUCACCCAAUGCCGAACCGGAGACACUUGUGGUGAACAUCCCACCGGGUGCUAAGAAUGGCCUGAGAGUUGUAUACCCAAGCAGGGUCAUUCUAGACGACAGAAAGGUCCCCGGAGAUGUGAUCGUUGACGUGAUAGAAGAGCCUCAUGCUGAAUUCCACAGGCAGGGCAAAGAUUUGUGGGCUAUAAGGAAAAUUCCGUUGACGGAAUACGUUACCAAAGAAGCCCUUACAAUCGAAACAUUGGACAAGCGUCUUCUAACUAUUCCAAAGACAGAACCCGGGUGUGUUAUGGAGAUUCCCAACGAAGGCAUGCCUUGUUGGCACGGUUUUGGCAAGACAGGCUCCUUAUUUGUCAGCUUUGAAGUUAUCUACCCAAAGAAUUUAAGUUUGACAAGGGAAGAAAAAGAUGAACUCAAAAAGUUGCUGGCUAAGGAGGAGAAUGAUGUGUGA
Messenger RNA from Coffea arabica (coffee), 621 nucleotides. RefSeq lists its product as uncharacterized. NCBI's taxonomy places the organism in Eukaryota, Viridiplantae, Streptophyta, Magnoliopsida, Gentianales, Rubiaceae. Gene Ontology annotation, molecular function: protein-folding chaperone binding. The record is from RefSeq and is a predicted model, not a curated record. Gene Ontology annotation, cellular component: cytosol.